Molecule: messenger RNA, 2074 nt
Organism: Carcharodon carcharias (great white shark)
Lineage: Eukaryota; Metazoa; Chordata; Chondrichthyes; Lamniformes; Lamnidae
Gene: sqor
Product: sulfide quinone oxidoreductase
Exons: 10
Coding region: 115-1446 (443 amino acids)
Cellular component (GO): mitochondrion
Molecular function (GO): FAD binding; sulfide:quinone oxidoreductase activity
Source: RefSeq, a predicted model, not a curated record
AGGGGCGGGGCUUUCACUAACUGAGACCUGAGUUAGCGGCGAAAUGAGAGGGAGAGUCUGGAUGUGAUCGUGUGCGGGAGCGGAGUUACUGUCCAGGAUUUCAUCACCACCAGGAUGGCUGCUUUUCAAGUUCGCUCGAAGCUCUUUGAACUCGGGCUACAGACCCUGAACACUGGUGUCCGGGAAUUCUCUAUCUCACUAAGCUGUGCAUCCAAAAAUCACUAUGAUGUAUUAGUGGUUGGAGGUGGAACUGGGGGGAUCACCAUGAGUGCUCGGUUGAAGAGAAAAGUGGGAGCUGGAAAUGUAGCCAUCAUUGAGCCAAGUGAGAGACAUUAUUACCAGCCCAUAUGGACCUUGGUGGGAGCUGGAGCUAAACCAUUGAACAAAUCUGGACAAUCAACAGCCAGUGUCAUCCCUUCAGGCGUCCCAUGGAUCAAGUCCAGCGUUCAGGAAUUUGAUCCAGACAAGAAUCUUGUUCGGAUUGAUGAUGGGAAAGAGGUUUCAUACAAAUACCUGAUUGUUGCUCUGGGAUUGCAGCUCCAAUAUGAUAAGAUCAAGGGACUUCCUGAUGGGUUCAAUGACACCAAAAUCGGCUCUAACUACUCAGUAAAUUUUGUUGAGAAAACAUGGAGAGCCUUACAGGAUUUCAGAGAGGGAAAUGCCAUCUUCACCUUUCCCAACACGCCUGUCAAAUGUGCUGGGGCUCCACAGAAGAUCAUGUAUCUCGCUGAGCACUAUUUCAGGAAGACGGGGAAACGGUCAAAAGCAAAUAUUAUCUACAACACAUCACUGCCAGUGAUCUUUGGAGUGAAGAAAUAUGCAGACGCUCUUCUAGAGAUUAUUAAGGCGAGGAAUAUUGAUGUGAAUUACAGACUUAACCUUAUCGAAGUCCGUACAGACAAACAAGAGGCCGUAUUUGAAAUGUUAGACCAUCCAGGAGAAACAAAGACUUUUCAGUACGAGAUGCUACAUGUCACUCCUCCAAUGGCGGCACCUGAUGUGAUUCAGAAAAGUCCAUUGGCUGACACACAAGGCUGGCUUGAUGUUGACAAAGAGAAUCUACAGCACAAGAGAUACUCCAAUGUGUUUGGUAUUGGAGACUGCACUAACCUUCCAACAUCAAAAACCGCAGCUGCUGUUGCUGCACAAUCUGCAAUCCUUAGUAAGACCGUUUCAUUGGUCAUGAAGAACCAGAAGCCAACCCACAAGUACAAUGGCUACACUUCCUGUCCGCUGGUUACUGCCUACAACAGAUGUAUUUUAGCGGAGUUUGAUUAUGAUGCUCAGCCGCUGGAGACAUUCCCUUUUGACCAGGGCAAGGAGCGGUGGAGCAUGUUCCACAUGAAGGCUGAUCUCAUGCCCCCUCUUUACUGGUACGCUCUUCUCAAGGGAUUUUGGGGAGGUCCUGGACCAUUCAGAAAGUUGAUGCGCCUUGGCAUGAAGUAAAGAAUAUUCUUAAUUGGACUUGAUGCUCGAUGAUCACUGACUCUCGCGCACACCACCGAUCCUCUCUUGCAAUCUUAACUGUGACACUAUGUGGGUAUUUUGCAUGUUUUUCAGCAAAUCAAACUGAAAUUACUAACUAAUUAUAUGAAAUGGGAAAACUCUGAUCCUCCUUACAUUGAUGUACAAGUGAAUCAUCAUAACUCAUUCUUACUGGAGCAAGUCCUUAACACUUUGUUUGUAAUCGUGCUUCUCAUCAAUAAGGUUUCUUCUGUUUUUUCAGCAAUGAAAAGGGCUCACAUUGAAUGCUUAACUAUAAUUCAUGUUCACAGCUCAGAAUGAGAUCCAAUAUUCACCAUUACUGAGCACUCAAACAAUCCUUUCAUGCCAAAACUAUCACAUGUUCUUCCAAAGUUUCUCCUAAGUGCCUUUCUUCAUUUAAAAAGGAAUAACUUAAAAACACUGACUGCUGUUUCAGAUCUUUGCUUGGAAGGUUUCUGAUUGGAACCUAAACUGAUGUCAAAUAGAAGCUGUAAAAUUCAUGGGAAGGAGAAUGCUCAUGGAGCUAAGAGUUGUUAAGAUUUAAUGUGGUUUAACUAUAAUAAAAACAGUAAACUUGGUUUUCUACCAA